This is a messenger RNA of Trichophyton benhamiae CBS 112371, 1293 nucleotides long. RefSeq lists its product as uncharacterized. The record is from RefSeq and is a predicted model, not a curated record. Bases 1 to 1293 code for a protein of 430 amino acids. The transcript is spliced from 2 exons. Lineage: Eukaryota; Fungi; Ascomycota; Eurotiomycetes; Onygenales; Arthrodermataceae.
AUGUCGCAGAAUGGAGCUCUGGAAAAACUGGACAAUGCUGCUUGUAUAGAUGCGUACACGAAAACGUACCAGAAUUCCUACGUCAAUGUCUUGUUGGUGACGGAUACGCCGCAUAAUAAAAGUGAGUACAAAUAUGUUGGCUAUCAAGAAGUAUAUAGGCCUGUUACUGGAUCACCGUUCACGUGGAUAUGUCCGAAUGAUUAUGAGGAGGCUACCAAAUGCCAAUCCAAACUACUGAGUACCAAACCCGAAGUAGUAGCUGGUAACUGGGAAGUACUGGCUCAACCGAUAAAAUACUGUCUCGCGGAGGUUGCACAGCCUCACUGCAAGCUUCAGUACAGCUUACCGUUGACGGUUGUUGUCAUGGUGUUUAUCCUCGUGAAAGUGAUUACUAUAUGCUACGUUGCUGUUACAAUUCAUACCCCAAUCUUGACAGUUGGGGACGCUAUCGCCUCCUUUCUUGAAAAGCCUGACACCACUGUACGAGGGAAAUGCUUACUUUCGAUGAAGGAUCUCACUGGACCUUCAACCUUCUGUGCUUUUCUCCUAUAUAUCGGGAUGAGUUCCGUGUCAAAUAAAACAGGAAUUUGGACCGCCGGUCUGCAAGCACUCGAUUUCCGCACACUGAUAAGCACGAAUUUCUGGCCUACAUCAUUGAUAGCCAAUACACUGAUAGCAAAUUUACCACAGCUUGUUUAUUCGCUCAUAUAUUUUGCUUAUAACGGCAUACUCACAGCCAUGACCAUGUCUGCAGAAUGGAGUCAAUAUGCAACACAGCGAAAAGGAUUACGAGUGUCUGCUGCACCGAAUGCAGCACAACGAAGCAAAUACUUCCUCUCAUUGCCUUACCGUUAUGCUAUCCCACUUAUGACCACAUCGGGCAUAUUACAUUGGCUCAUAUCUCAAAGUUUUUUCCUAGUGGGGAUUGAAGCAUAUGACCAGAACCUCCAGCGUGACCCUGCAUCAGACAUCAGUGUUUGCGGCUAUUCACCGAUUGCUAUUGUCUGUAGCAUCUCCCUUGGCACAGCAAUGAUUUCUUGCUUGGUUGGUUUAGGAUUCAAGCCAUUCAAGUCUGCUAUGCCGGUUGCGGGGAGCUGCAGCCUAGCCAUUGCUGCUGCGUGUUUCCCUGAUCCUGGAACAUAUGAUCCCGAGAAACAGGCUGGGUCAACCCCAGACAUCGCAUGUUUGGCACUGAAAUGGGGGGUUGUGCUUUUGGAUGAAAGCUCAGUUGGUCAUUGCGCGUUCUCGAGCAAGGAUGUUACUAUGCCUGUAAAUGGGGAGGUAUACCAUUGA